Molecule: messenger RNA, 858 nt
Organism: Tremella mesenterica DSM 1558
Lineage: Eukaryota; Fungi; Basidiomycota; Tremellomycetes; Tremellales; Tremellaceae
Exons: 1
Coding region: 1-858 (285 amino acids)
Source: RefSeq, a predicted model, not a curated record
AUGGAGCUCAGUAGGAAAGAGAUAAUUGAUGUCCUUGAAGAGUCAUUUCGAAUUGCUGAUUUCCUCGCUCAAAACCUCGAUGAUGGCCCGACAGUGACUGAGAAACUACUCCCAUCAAAAAGCUUCUUUUACACCAUGGCUAGUGAGUCACGGAUAUGGUUGGAGGCAUUCGGUCAAGCAACACCUCCUCGAGUAUUAUUUUCCUCUGGUAGUGAUGACCCUGAAUCUAGUUUCAGUGCAUACAUGGCAUUGAAUCAAUUUGCAUUGACUUAUUCAAGCUUACAAGGCCCACUCUUGACAACUCUUCCUCGAGCUAUCCAGUCUUUGGGUCUACAACGAUUUCAAACUUUCCAUAUUGAUUACAGAACUCUUACUGACCGGCACUUGGCCAAGAAACUGGAACACAGUCAGAAGAAAAUUAGUGAUAACUUGAAGGACAUGAGCUCAGAAACAAGAAGGAUGAGACUCACUCAGGUGCUCUGGGCUUUGGAUGCAUACCAAGAUACCUGUUGGCAUCAGACAGAAUUUCUUGACCAUAUCCAUUGUGUAGUACGCCAACAUUUCUUUGUUGAGCAAGCCAAAAGGAUCGAGACGUUUUUGAGUGCGACGCACAGAAUUCCCUGGGAUCCCGAUUCAGAUUUGAGCAAAAGCAUUGCCAGCUCAGUGAUAACAAGAUUCAUUGUGUGUUGCGGUGGGGAGGUCAAGAAUAUUGCCUAUGCGCUCCCAAAGGGCAUUGAGAAGGUUAUCCACGAUAUCACUGUUCUUGACAGUUCUCCUGAGUCCACCUUGCAGACCGGCUUUGCAGCACCCCAGGACAGCUUUACAGCGUUGAUGUUCUGUGAUAACUCUGUGUUGUGA